Drosophila eugracilis is the source of this 1370-nucleotide messenger RNA. RefSeq lists its product as uncharacterized. The transcript is spliced from 6 exons. Gene Ontology annotation, cellular component: membrane. Lineage: Eukaryota; Metazoa; Arthropoda; Insecta; Diptera; Drosophilidae. Bases 8 to 1366 code for a protein of 452 amino acids. The record is from RefSeq and is a predicted model, not a curated record. Gene Ontology annotation, biological process: sodium ion transmembrane transport. Gene Ontology annotation, molecular function: ligand-gated sodium channel activity.
GUUCAUCAUGAAGACCCAAAGCAGUCGGCCAAAGGAACAGGAUGCCACUGUUGACUGGGCAGCGGAGCUGUGCCAGGAAUCUGCAAUCCAUGGCAUGCCCUAUGUGUCUCGCAGAGAUCUCCACUGGACCGAACGCCUCUUCUGGGUAGCCAUAAUCCUGGCCUCGGCUUACUAUGCCAUUAGCAGUUGCCUCAGCCAGUGGAAUCGGUUCCGGGACAAUCCGAUUGUCUAUCAAUACGAGUACCUCUUUGGGCUCCGGAAGUUCUCCCUCCUUGGGAUUACUCUUUGCACCUCUUACGAGGAUCAGGAGCACGUGAAUCAGGUCAUAAAUGAAACUUGGGGUUUGGGACCGUCGAAUGAAAAGACACCCUACUACGAGAAGUUCCUGUUCGUUCUUAACCGCCUUCAGUACAACAAACUUGAUACGCUGACGCCCUACGAGAACGAUUCUACUCUGAACAACUUGAAUUACGUGGGAAUGCUGAUGAAACUCCAGGAGAAGGCUCUAACGAAGGAUGCUGAACUUGGACUGGCGCCGGUCAUAACGGAAGAUGGUUUGUGCCAAACUAAUAGCCAGCUAAACCGGUACGGCAAUCCUUAUGGCAAAAUAGAGAACAUGAAUGUGAAGGCAUUGAUAGAGUGCGGUGUCUUCACCGAUUGCUUUAUGACAGGAAAGCCAUUCAACAGCAUUAACACCCAUUUAAAUGUGUACUUGCAUGAUGUCAACGAAUUUAUGUUACCCGACGAUCUUAAAACUAUCUUUUAUGAUGCUAAAAUCCUAAGUUCCUUUACCUUUGAACUUCUCGUAAACCCGAUAUUGUCGGGAAACGAUGUUCGAAACCUACCGUUGGCAUAUCGGAAGUGUCGCUACAAAGACGAAAACAAUCUCGAGUACUACAGUCCGUAUUACCAAAGUCUCUGCCGCCUAGAGUGCCGAAUAAAAUGGGCCCUGAGCCUGUGCAACUGCAAGCCCUUUUUCUAUGUAGCAGCUGUAGAGGCUCCAGUGUGCAACAUAAGAGGAAUGUUGUGCCUGCAUCGCUCCAAUUGGCUGGAAAAACCCUGUGAAUGCCUUCCACCGUGCAUAGAGAACACCUAUGCCAUUAUUUCCGUUCAGGAGCAGAAGGGGGGAGAUGACAACUACACAGGCGAGAGUUUCGAACGAACCCUGAUCGUCAAAAUGUUUCUUCCCAAGAUGGGCAUGAAGCGGCGGGUUGUAUUCAGUACGGAUCAGUUGAUAAUGUCAUUCGGCGGAGGCAUUGGCCUGUUCCUCGGGGCCAGUUUUAUGACCAUAUAUGGCUUGGUGUACCUUUUUUUCACUUUUUUAUUUCAUAAAUGCAAAAACUGCAUAUAUAAAAACAAAUCCUAAAAUU